CUGACUGGUCACAUUUAACACCUGAAGACAUGUUAUUGUUAAACGUUUUCGUGAACUGACAAGAUGCGUGUUUUUGUGCUCAUCAUGUGCGCCUGGGCAUGCCAGGGAAGGGAGUUUGUGGAUAAAAUGGACCGCUACCUCAUCGCCUGCCACACCACCGACUUCACAUGUUUCAAGCGCCAAUACACGGCGCUCAGAGACAAUGUGGUUUUAGGCAAUGUUAGACUGGCCAUCGACAAUUUUGAGCCCUUCUCUGUGCAGUACGGGUCCGACUGCGUCAGGAUUGACGGAUGGACUGAGAGCGAACUUAUCGGGAUUGGAAUGGACGGCAGCAGCAAGGAGCUGAUCAUGGCUUUGGAACUGCCCGUGUACAUGAAACAAGUGAAGAACGACACGAACUGCGCGAAGCCCGAGCGAGAAUUUACAAACAUUGAUCAGUACUCACACAACGGAACUCUCAUGGAGUUUACAGGUAAUGCGACGGUAUCGGUCACGUUCCCCUUCACUCUGCUCAAGAAGAAAGGCGAAGUUUACCUCGUGUUGGGCCAAGAAGAGGUGGACGCUCUUGUGGACAUCCCUGUGUAUGUCUCUGAGGGAGGGGUUGAAGGUGCCGAGGCUGCAGAAUUGAACCAGGCCUCCGACUGGGCGUUCAACAUCGUGCAACACAUCGAGGCCGCAAGGGACUUCGCUGUACCCUUCACCGGCAAUCUCCGUACCGCAUUGCAGAGAAUACCUCUUAAAAGACUGAUGUUGCUGUACCCAGAAGAAGAUUAUUUAGAUCUGCAGUUCGGUUUCAUAGACCCAAUGGCUCUUCUUUAA
Molecule: messenger RNA, 819 nt
Organism: Cydia amplana
Lineage: Eukaryota; Metazoa; Arthropoda; Insecta; Lepidoptera; Tortricidae
Exons: 7
Coding region: 64-819 (251 amino acids)
Source: RefSeq, a predicted model, not a curated record